Verruconis gallopava is the source of this 1086-nucleotide messenger RNA. RefSeq lists its product as uncharacterized. The transcript is spliced from 3 exons. The coding region runs from base 1 to 1086 and encodes 361 amino acids. The record is from RefSeq and is a predicted model, not a curated record. NCBI's taxonomy places the organism in Eukaryota, Fungi, Ascomycota, Dothideomycetes, Venturiales, Sympoventuriaceae. Gene Ontology annotation, molecular function: NAD binding.
AUGACCGCAGAAACUGAGUACAUCUUAAUCAUUUUACCGGUCUCUGAGCCCGUCGCAUCUGUGGAUGCGUUACGCCAUAAAUUCCCUCAGGCCAAAGUCGUCUAUCAUUUUGCACAAGCUCCUGCAAGCGGCGCAUUCGAUUCCGAUAAAAUUUGGACAAAUGUCACCAUCUUGGUCACCUUGUUCCACGUACCGUCCAGUAUCAAAGACGCCCCAAGAUUGCGACUUGUACAUCUAGCUUCUUCAGGUGUAAAUCACUUGAUUGGAACAGCAAUCUACGACAAUCCUUCGAUAUCUAUCACGAGCUCUUCUGGUUGUGCAAGUCCCCAAAUCGCGGAAUGGGUUAUGAUGACAGCGUUGAUUACGAAUUGGGAUUAUCACUACCUGCAUGAAAAGCAACAGAACCGACGAUGGGUGCGAACUUCAAGCGGUAGAGACGCACACAUGGUGCGUAAUCUUGUCGGCCAAAAGCUUGGCAUCGUGGGUUAUGGCAGCAUCGGCAGACAAGUGGCUCGCAAUGCAAAAGCCAUGGGAAUGGUUGUUUUGGCAUACACUGCAACCCCAAAAAGCACUCCCGAAUCAAGACGAGAUAGCGGAUACAUCGUUCCAGGCACCGGAGACCCUAGCGGCGAGAUACCGUCCGCAUGGUACCAUGGUGGGGAUAAAGCUAGCUUACAUGAAUUUCUCGCACAAGACCUUGACAUGUUGGUUCUUUGCGUUCCAUCCACAAAGGAGACGACGGGUUUGCUUGGUAAGACCGAAUUGGAGAUCUUAUGCAGCAGUGGGCGAAAGCCGUUGUUGGCAAACGUUUCUCGGGGUACAGCGAUAGAACAGGACGCUCUCGUUGAAGCACUCCGGAAUGGAUCUCUCCGAGGGGCUGCAUUGGAUGUUUCUGAUCCAGAGCCACUGCCGUCUCAUGACCCCCUUUGGGAUGCUCAUAAUGUCAUCAUUCAUCCUCAUAUUAGCGCGGGUGGAAUGACAGAUGUAUAUCUGGCUAGAGUUUUUGAUGCUUUGAGUCAAAACAUCUCAAAAUUGCAAGGUGGAGAGAGGUUAUUGAACCAGGUGAACAGAAAAGCAGGAUAUUAG